Messenger RNA from Mya arenaria, 2719 nucleotides. RefSeq names its product acetylcholine receptor subunit beta-like. NCBI's taxonomy places the organism in Eukaryota, Metazoa, Mollusca, Bivalvia, Myida, Myidae. The record is from RefSeq and is a predicted model, not a curated record. The transcript has 4 exons. Gene Ontology annotation, molecular function: transmembrane signaling receptor activity; extracellular ligand-gated monoatomic ion channel activity; neurotransmitter receptor activity. Gene Ontology annotation, cellular component: neuron projection; membrane; synapse. Gene Ontology annotation, biological process: signal transduction; monoatomic ion transmembrane transport; chemical synaptic transmission. Bases 83 to 1327 code for a protein of 414 amino acids.
UACGAAAUACACACUGAAUAUAAGAACAAACUGAAACAAUCAUUGAGGGUGAAAUUUGUGAAAGUUUUUAUGAAUUUUAAUAAUGAAACAAAUGAAGUGUCCACAACUUUUUCUAUUCGUCGUGUCGUUUUGUUUCCUAGGUGUUAGAUUCACAUGGGCACAAAGUUCCGCGGAUGUUGUUGCGCUGAAGACCCAGCUGUUUACAACCAACAGCUAUAACACCAAGGUCCGUCCCGUGACGGACUCGGACACCACCACUACCGUCACGCUGGACUACGCCCUCGUUGGUAUCAACUCGUUUAACGACGCGGACCAAAAACUCACCACAACCGGAUUCUUGACAAUCAAGUGGACAGACGAGAUGCUGACAUGGACGCCUGCAGACUACAACAAUAUCCAGUCGUUGCUCAUACCGCAGAAUGACGUUUGGCAGCCGGACGUCACGUUGGAUAACGGCAUGGACUCCAAACAAUCCCUCGGCCAAAAAUUUAUUCAGGUGCACAUAACGCACGAAGGCGCCGUCACGUGGAGCCCGUAUGAAGUGUUCGACACUUCAUGUACUGUACAAAUCGUCCAUUUCCCCUUCGACCGCCAGAUAUGUGACAUUCGCUUUAUAACCUGGAUGACCCACCAGACCGAAGUCAAUCUGAAUCUGGGAACACAGGGUUUCUACACGAGCAACUUUGAGAAGAACGGGAAAUGGGAUGUCGAAUCGAUGACGUCGUACACGGAGACCAGUGGAGGGAAGAGCGUGGUCGGCUUCCGGCUAACACUGAAUAGGCGUUCAUCGUUUUACGUCUUGUUCUUAAUCCUACCAGCUAUCUUAUUGUCAAUUCUCAACGCGUUCGUGUUUGUCCUUCCGGCAGGAUCGGGUGAAAAGGUUGGGUAUUCUUUGGCCGUCUUCCUCUCCUAUGCCUUGUUUUAUACCAUCCUCAGCGAGUCGUUGCCAAAGAAUUCGGACGAAGUGUCAACAGUUGCCGCGUAUCUUUUCUUCAUGAUGUUUCUGUCGACUUUCGCGACGAUCAUCACCAUCGUUGAACUGAGAGUUUACAACAAGACUACCAGGGGUCGGCUUCCAAUGGGAGUGUUGAAAUUCGUCCGAUGCAUUCUACACCAAAAAUGCAUGUGCUGCGAGAAAACGGAGGACUUCCAGGAGGACUACCUUGAAGGCGAUUGGACAAGAGUUAUCGGGCCAUGGCUAGCAUGUGAUUGGAAGGAUUUCAUUGACGCACUGGACUUUGUACUGUUUUGGGUGUUUCUCAUCGGCACUAUUUUUGUAACUGCCCUUACACUGAUAUGUGCCUCCUCGCACGUAACCCUUAUUUGAGAACUAAAUUGUGUCAUUUUAAAGUAAUCGACAUCGUCUCUUAAAGUCAACAGUCAAAAACAGUUUCGAACAAAGACACGUUCUUAUGGUGGUGUGUUGUUAAAUAAUGGGACUUCAAAGACAUUGAACAAACUGGUAGUUUGCUAAUCCAUUCACCUUUUGCACAGAACCCUUUUUUCGCCCAUCUUUAGCUACUAUUCGGCCAUUUGAUUAUUUCAAUAAAUGUUAAGAAAUGCCGAUCAGCAUGACAAUGUUACAGCUCGAACACGACCAACUGUACUGCACAUGCAUAUAUAAUCCUUAUCAUUAUUACUUAUACUCAUAAUCAACUAAUCCAUAUUUUAUAUUUCACAAUACUUUUUCAUUUAUCAUGUUUCUGUUUGUGUAUGUUGUUAUGAAUACGAUCAAUCUUGUACACAUCUGUAUGAUCUAUAUGUUCUGUUCUGUAAAUGUCAAGCAUGGUAAGACAGGUGUACAGAGAAAACCAAGUCGCAGUGGACCUACUCAACUUGGCCAGUUUGGAAUUAACACGAGCUCAUCCCAUGAAUUAGUAAUUGAAGACUGACGUUUUAGGGAUGUUGAAAUUUCAGAACAUUUCUAUAUUGUGAUAUGAAUGUUAUUAGAGGAUUGCUAAUUACGAUGCAUCUGUGCACCAAAUUUAUACAGAUCAUAAAAUAAAUACCAUAGUUCAUUAAAAUCUAAAAAGUUAUAUAGUUCAUUAGAAUCUAAAAUUAAUCCCUUAUUCGAAAACAAGCAGGGUAUGUUAUCUAACAGAUGAAACAUUAUAUACAUAUUGAGUGCGACAGACUAUGCAUAAUUAUAUGUCUAAUCUAAUGAUCGAACAUUAUAGGGGUGGUUAUAUGUGUUAUAAUAGAGUUUCGACAAUUCAGUAUGUUCUCCUACUUGUACUUUGUUUGAAACAUUUCAAGUAUAUACCGCCAAAAAUAUUAACAUAGUAAUGUAUUUCACAUAAAGUGUUUAAUAGCGAUUCAUAUUUUGUUUGGAUGUUUUGCCUUUGUGCUGUCAGAGAGGGGACGAGCGAGCUGUUGAGCUCUAGCUCUCAACCCCACACGCACACGAACUAAUUUUAUAAGCCCGACUUAACGCUUUCAGUGUCCAUUUCAAGCCAAAGCCCUUACUUAAAUUGGUCAUUGGCGUUUAUUUGCAUCUUUAAAAUGUUUUAUUGUUUGGUCAAUAACACACUGUAAGUGGAUUCCAGCUGUUCCUGUAUAAGGCUAUACCAGUGUUAGCAACCUAGAUAUCGUAUUCGUAUAUAUAAGUAUUUAGUUUCUUUUAAACUUGCCCUCUAAACGGCUGGCUGUAGAUAUUUGUAUUGUAUGUUUGCAUAUUUAUAUAAUAUUAUUCCUAAAAAACGGUAUUUCUUUAAACAUG